This is a messenger RNA of Elgaria multicarinata webbii, 1443 nucleotides long. RefSeq names its product MAK16 homolog (gene MAK16). Lineage: Eukaryota; Metazoa; Chordata; Lepidosauria; Squamata; Anguidae. The record is from RefSeq and is a predicted model, not a curated record. Gene Ontology annotation, biological process: maturation of 5.8S rRNA; maturation of LSU-rRNA. Gene Ontology annotation, cellular component: nucleolus; preribosome, large subunit precursor. Bases 90 to 986 code for a protein of 298 amino acids. The transcript has 10 exons.
CUCGCGAGAUCUCAGCGUGCUGCUGGGGUCCCUGAGCUCCAUCUGCUCGUUCAAAUGCGUUAGGUGUGGGUCGUCCUCGUGGCUGCAAGAUGCACUCGGAUGACAUUGUCUGGGAUACUCUCGGCAACAAGCAGUUCUGCUCAUUUAAGAUCAAGACAAAAACACAGAGCUUUUGCCGGAAUGAAUUUAACAUAACAGGCCUGUGCAACCGCUCCUCCUGCCCCUUGGCAAACAGCCAGUAUGCUACCAUCAAGGAAGAGAAAGGGCAGUGUUACCUUUACAUGAAGACCAUUGAACGUUCCGCUUUCCCCAACCGGCUGUGGGAACGGGUCCGGCUGAGCAAGAACUACGAGAAAGCGCUGGAGGAGAUUGACGAGAACCUGAUCUACUGGCCCCGCUUCAUCCGGCACAAGUGCAAGCAGCGCUUCACCAAGAUCACCCAGUACCUGAUCCGGAUCCGCAAGCUGACGCUCAAGAGGCAGAGGAAACUUGUCCCGUUGAACCAAAAGGUCGAAAGGCGUGAGAAGAGGCGAGAGGAAAAAGCUCUGAUUGCAGCUCAGCUGGACAACGCAAUUGAAAAAGAAUUGUUGGAGAGACUCAAGCAGGAAACGUACGGCGACAUAUAUAACUUCCCCAUCCACGCCUUCGACAAAGCUCUAGAACAGCAGGACGCCGAGAGCGAGAGCGAUUCGGAUACAGAGAAGAAGGAAGAAGAGGAGGAGGAUGAAGUAAUGCUUUUGAAAAAGAGGGAAUUUGUGGAGGUAGAUGAGAGCGACCUCAGUGAUUUCGAGGAUAUGGAUAAACUGGCGUCGAGCAGCGGGGAAGAGGAAGAAGAGGCUACAUCCAGCGAGGAGGAGGAGCGAGAACGACAGCCCAGGUCUAAGGGCAAAGCUCCCCUGAAGGGCCCAGCAAGGAGGAAACGAGCUUACGUUGAAAUAGAAUACGAACAGGAAACGGAGCCCCUGUCUAAAGCGAAAGCGACGUGACUCUUCCCGUGUUCGAGAACGCUGUCCUGAACAAGCUGGGUGGUGGCGUGGGAUGGGGGCGCCAGCGGCUUUGGGCAAAGGCUGCCUUCACAAGGCCCAAGACUGAAGACCGCAGUAGGAAACAUCCAGCUGAUUGAAAGCCUCAACCGCGACUAAGGAAUGACUGAGUCUUCCAAUAAGCCCUACAUUUAUCAUUUUUAGGAGUAUAUUUUUUUAAUACUGACAACUACGAAAAAAUAUAUUUAAAAAAAUUCUGUCUUUCUGGGCUAGGGAGCCAAGAGGGUGGGUAUUUUUCAAUAUUGGUACAUGUCGAUUAAUCCCGUGAGCUGCUUUGAGGCUUUGGGUGGGUGGGGGCUAUAAAAACGGCAUAUAAAUAAGUACACCAGAACAAACUUGAAGUUAACCAUCUGUAAUUUUUUUUGGCCUCUUUUCCUCCAGUAAUAAAUAAAACUUUUGC